AUGAGCCAAGCCGAUGCUAACAGUAGCAAUCUUGAGUCCGCCGUAGAGUCGAGUCCCGCACUGAAGAAAAACAAAAUGGAAGACACCAAGUAUCUCCCGGAGCUCCUGGCUGAAAAGGACAGUCUGGAUUCGUCGUUCACACACGCCAUGAAGCUCAUUUCUGCAGAGAUCGAGCGGAUCCAGAAGGGGGAAACCAAGAAGGAGCCCGAGAAGGAAACAUACCUCGACCUGUUUGCAACAAAGAAUCUCAAGCUGAAAGAGCGAGUUCUCAUUCCCACCAAACAGUACCCCAGGGUCAACUUUGUUGGUAAGCUUCUGGGACCUCAGGGUAGCACAAUCAAGAGACUCCAGGAGGACAGUGGUGCCAAGAUUUCAGUUUUGGGUAAAGGCUCCAUGAGGGAUAAGAAUAAGGAGGAAGAGCUGAGAAAGGGUGGUGAGGCUAAAUAUGCUCACCUGUCCAUGGAGCUUCAUGUCUUCAUUGAGGUGACUGCACCCCUUCCAGAAGCCUAUUUGCGCAUGGCUCAUGCCAUGGAGGAAGUCAAGAAGUUCCUUAUUCCAGAGCCUGGUGAGCACGACCAGUACAUGGAUCCUCACUUCCUGAAUGGAUCCCAAGAUGGUUCAGGCAGAGGGCGUGGUGGUGUCCCUGGUAGGGGCAGAGGUGGACCACCCGGUGCCGGAGGACCAAGGGGGCGAGGGAUGCCACGUGGUGGUCCCAGAGGAGCAAUGCGUGGUGGUGCUCCGCGUGGGGGACUAGGACGGGGGAACGGUCCUAGGGGUGCACCAUCUGGACGGGGUGGUCCACCUUCUGCUCCUAAUAGAGGAGGCUCAGCUCCUCGUUCCAGGCCCCCUGCAGCAGGGGCACCAAGAAUGCUCCCCUCUUCAGCCAUGUCUCACCAGCAGGUUUCUUCAGGGUCACAGCCCAAGUCUGAUGGUUAUGAGGACUAUCCUCCGUACGAAGAAUCCUAUGGAGAGCAGAGUUACGAAGGAUAUGACAAUUAUUAUAGCCAACAGUCUGCUCCUGCUGAUACUGAAUAUUAUGAUUACGGACACGGGGAGGCUCAGGAGGCCUCAUACGAGUCUUAUGCUCAAGACGAAUGGGACAACUCGUGGUCCAACUCUGGAGCUGGAGGCAAAGCCCCCUCAUCCAGGCAGACGAAGGGAGGGUAUAGAGACCAUCCAUAUGGAAGAUACUGAACGGCUACUGGUAGAGAGUUGCUAUGGCAACUGUCUCCAAUUGUUUCUCACUUAACUUUUCAAAAGUAAUUUCCUUCCCAUUUGUUACUUUUUUUAUGCUUUUAUUUUAUUUUAUUUUUUGUUUUUUAAACUUUGAGAGGUUUAUUGAUGGAUGUGUCAGACCAGAGGAGAAACACGAAUGCUAGAUAAUUUUUUUUGUUCAUUGUUUACCUGCUUCCAUUUAAAUGUUUGUUUCAGUUGCGUAGUUGGCAAAUUAAGGUGUUAGUAACGUAAACCAUAAAGAAAAAAAAAGUGACAUUUUAGUGAUAUUUGAUUAUCUUUUCAGUGAUUGUGGCGAUAAUCUCACAUACGCUGCAUGUUAAAGUCCUUCACGACGGGACAAAAAUGAAUCGCAACGCAACUUUUAACAAUAAGAGAAUCAAGUUCCAAACGUAAAUAACAGCCCUGGGCCGUUUUUAUAAAAAAAAACAGUCGUAUGUUUUGUACAAUACAAUUCAUAUAUGUGAAAUUAUAAAUAAUGCUCAACAUUGACUGAACUAAAAAAAACGGCUUCUAUUUUUGUCAUUCUUUACAAUUGGUAUAUCACAAUCUGUCGUGCUAUUACUUACAAAAUCACUUUAAGCUAGUUGUAGCGCUUGAAGGAUUAACAAAUCCUUAUUGAAAGGAAGGCUGCAGCCAACUCAAUAUUUUGUACAUUAACUUAAGACAACUGUGUUUUGCUUUAAGCCGUACCGUCUCCAAAAUGCAUAAUGCUUGUGUAUCUCUGGCUAAAUAGGAUCCUAAAUAUAUCCCAAAAUGUUUUCUGCAGUGCGUGUUUCAAUAAAGUUUGUAGUUUCUUUUUAAUCAA
Molecule: messenger RNA, 2041 nt
Organism: Solea solea (common sole)
Lineage: Eukaryota; Metazoa; Chordata; Actinopteri; Pleuronectiformes; Soleidae
Gene: khdrbs1a
Product: KH domain containing, RNA binding, signal transduction associated 1a
Exons: 9
Coding region: 1-1194 (397 amino acids)
Biological process (GO): regulation of alternative mRNA splicing, via spliceosome
Cellular component (GO): nucleus
Molecular function (GO): mRNA binding; poly(A) binding
Source: RefSeq, a predicted model, not a curated record